Bombyx mori (domestic silkworm) is the source of this 7078-nucleotide messenger RNA. It is a transcript of the gene ChT, whose product is annotated as high-affinity choline transporter 1. Gene Ontology annotation, cellular component: plasma membrane. The transcript is spliced from 10 exons. Gene Ontology annotation, molecular function: choline:sodium symporter activity. The record is from RefSeq and is a predicted model, not a curated record. The coding region runs from base 703 to 2487 and encodes 594 amino acids. Gene Ontology annotation, biological process: choline transport; acetylcholine biosynthetic process; transmembrane transport. Lineage: Eukaryota; Metazoa; Arthropoda; Insecta; Lepidoptera; Bombycidae.
AACAAAUUGCACUCUGUGACCCGAGCCGGUCGCGCCCUCCAGCCAGCUCCGAAGGUACCAGCGGCCAUUACGUACAACGCUCCAUCAAUCAAUUUCUGAAUGAAAAAACGACCUGAUACCAGGCCUUCACAAAUACACCACCUCUUAAAUGUAAAUUAUGCCAAUAAUUUUACUUAUAAUACAUUGACAUUUAGGUUUGGUGCUGUCAUCUGGGAUUAAUCGUUGAACCAGCUAUGUACAUGUAUAAAUUCGUUACGCUCCGAUCGUAGUAAAGGUUGUGGAGGAGGUCGGAGGCAUGCGCUCUCGCGACCCGCUCCGACCAAUGACGUCAGAGCAUCGAUCCACGAGCUGUUCGCGGGCCGGUGCCGAUACGGGCUGCUGUCAUUGCCGUCCACGUGAACUAAUCUGGAGCGGGUGUAGGCGAAAUCGCGUUUUCAUGUCGGGCACCCAUGUGCGGGCUAAGUUUUAGGACCAGGAACAGCCCUUCGCAGAAAACUUCGCUUCGAUGGGGCGACAGCUGCUGGAUUGACAUUGAUCCCCAAUAGGACUUGAAACUCGAGCGCUCGAGCGGCCCCUAACACUGUUAUUGUUUAUACUGUAAUUGUAACAAAUGAUUUAAUUAAAUACGUAAGUGUGUAGUGUGCGACGGAUUACAUCAGCGUCGGGUUUUUGGAUACCAGGUAAACCCCAAGAAGAGUCAAGAUGAUAAACAUAGCCGGCGUGAUCUCCAUCAUUCUGUUUUACGUGCUGAUCCUGGCAGUCGGUAUAUGGGCUGGGAGGAAGAAGCCUCCGGGAAAUGACUCCGAAGAGGAGGUAAUGCUGGCGGGACGAUCCAUUGGGCUGUUCGUCGGCAUCUUUACUAUGACUGCGACCUGGGUUGGUGGCGGCUAUAUCAAUGGGACAGCAGAAGCGAUAUACACGUCGGGGCUGGUGUGGUGUCAGGCGCCUUUUGGAUAUGCCCUGUCCCUGGUCUUUGGCGGUAUAUUCUUCGCGAAUCCAAUGCGUCGUCAAGGCUACAUUACGAUGCUGGACCCUUUACAAGAUUCUUUUGGAAGUCGCAUGGGAGGUCUGCUGUUCUUGCCAGCUCUCUGCGGUGAGGUCUUUUGGGCUGCUGGAAUAUUGGCUGCGCUUGGUGCAACCCUGGCCGUCAUCAUCGACAUGGAUCAACGCACUUCUGUGAUCUUCAGCGCAUGCGUGGCAGUCUUCUACACUUUGUUCGGAGGCCUAUACUCCGUGGCCUACACAGACGUCAUUCAGUUAUUCUGCAUAUUCAUCGGUCUAUGGAUGUGUAUACCGUUCGCUUGGGCGAACCCUCACGUGAAGCCGCUGAGCUCCAUGGAGGUGGACUGGAUAGGGAAGGUGGAUUCGGACUAUUAUUGGUUCUAUAUCGAUUAUGGUCUAUUGCUGAUCUUUGGAGGGAUUCCUUGGCAGGUUUAUUUCCAACGAGUGUUGAGCAGCAAGACAGCAGGCAGAGCGCAGGUGCUCUCCUAUGUAGCUGCAAUUGGCUGCAUCUUCAUGGCCAUCCCACCAGUUCUCAUCGGGGCUAUAGCUAAGGGCACUGCCUGGAACGAGACGGAUUAUCACGGAGACCUCACACCGGAUGGAGAGCUCACCUCGGCGCAGACCUCAAUGAUUCUGCCACUGGUACUCCAACAUCUCACACCGGAGUUUGUCUCAUUCUUUGGGCUUGGAGCUGUCUCGGCUGCUGUCAUGUCCUCGGCCGACUCGAGCGUGCUUAGUGCGUCUUCUAUGUUUGCCAGGAAUGUGUACAAGCUGAUCUUCAGACAGAACGCUUCAGAGAUGGAGAUAAUCUGGGUGAUGCGGGUGUCUAUACUUAUCGUCGGGUUCCUGGCUACCGUCAUGGCCCUCACCAUACCUUCAAUCUACGGAUUAUGGUCAAUGUGCUCAGAUCUGGUGUACGUGAUUCUCUUCCCGCAACUCCUGAUGGUGGUACACUUCAAGAAGUAUUGCAACACCUAUGGCUCUCUGGCUGCAUACAUCGUGGCUCUCUUAGUUAGGAUGUCUGGAGGGGAGAAGAUGUUAGGACUGCCGCCGCUGAUCCACUAUCCUAUGUGGGACCCAAAAGAAGAAGUCCAGCUGUUUCCAUUCCGAACCAUGGCGAUGGUUCUCUCACUCUUCACACUAGCCUUCAUUUCAUGGCUCUCCGUAUUUCUCUUUAACUCCGGAUACCUGAGCCCCGAGUCGGACUACUUCAACUGCGUCGUCAACAUCCCGGAGGAUAUCCGUCGCGUGGACGAGCCAUCCGAAGCUGGAGAGCAGAUGUCCGUGCUGGGAGGAGUCCCGGGUCGACUCUACGGAGCUGCCUCCACUUUGGUCGGCCCCGAUGAGAAGUCCGGAAGAAUCAACCCGGCCCUGGAACCGGAUGACGAUGACCUGGAUGACCCCAAUGACGGGCCGACGCCGCUCUUUGGCUCCAGUAGCGCCCCGCCCCCAGUGCAACCCUACGGCAAGCAGACCGCCUUUUAAACCGAUAAGUAUGCUUUGUAUUAUAUAAAUUGGUGAUUUUUUGCGACUCUCAGGUUUGUAUAUUGCUUUUAAUAAAAACGAAAGCAAGAAUAAAAAAAAAGUAUAAUAAUUCGAAAUAGGAUCCUGUUUUUUUGACAGACACGUAGUAGCGCACAAAACAUUCUGCAAACCGCUGUCUUUUUAAUUUUGACUAGAACGAACGAAUGUCGAUUAGCGUCUCCAUAAAGAUUAUUUUUCGAUAAACCUUACACUGUAAUGCUCAAAACGAACAUAUCAUUAGUAUCUUCCUAUGAUUUUUACUAAGAGAAAUAUUAAAGAUUUACUUUACUAUUUACCGUCAUUUUAUAUUAUGUAAACAAUAUGGCGUUUAUUAAUAAUUAUAUUUAAAUAUAGUUUAACUUUAAAAGCAAUAUACACGUAUAUUUCUCGGUGUAAAGUAGCGUAUUAUAAUACUUGCACUUAAUUCACUGCAUUUGUACAAAUAUUCGUGUAUUUCGAUCGAAGCAAAAUCAUUUCUCGUUUAAAAAUUAUAAUUUGCGUAAUUACUGGUCGUAGGACUUCUUGUGGGUCCGCGCGGGUGGGUACCACCACCCCGCCUAUUGCUGCCGUGAAGCAGUAAUGCGUUUCGGUUUGAAGGGUGGGGCAGCCGUUGUAACUAUACUGAGACCUUAGAACUUAUAUCUCAAGGUGUGUGGCGCAUUUACGUUGUAGAUGUCUAUGGGCUCCAGUAACCACUUAACACCAGGUGGGCUGUGAGCUCGUCCACCCAACUAAGCAAAAAAAAAAAAGUGUGUGUGUCCGCUCCGACGCACGACUGGAGUUUACUGGAUAUAAAAAAUUAAACGAAACAAUACGAGAAAUAGUUCUAUAUUACGACAACACGAUACACUACAGAUUAUUAACAAAUUAACGAGACACAAAACAAACGACUAACAAAUAUAUGAAAAUACAAUAAUGAGAGAAACGCGCGAUCAGUACGAGGCUUUGUGGCGGACUGCCGGCGCAGCAGCCCGGCGUCACCUGCGAUAACGCGGCCGCGCGUUGGCUCCUGAUUGGCGCGCGCACGCAUCACGCAAUCAGGAGCCAAUCAGGCGCAUAACGCAUUUCGUGUGACAUGCUAGUACGAUUUUGGUCCCCAUAAUUUUCAUACCCCGGGCCUAUAUAUGUAAAUCGAUUCUAAAGGAGUAAACUCCAAAAAAACAUUGAGCUGAAUUUGUUUUUAUCAAACAGCAUGAAUGUUUGCACAAAUGUCCACACCGUUAGCGUUGCCAAUGGUUCGACUUUCGCUGGUCAGUGAUACCUAAAAUGAAUACAUAUCGAAUUGUGAAUUAUCGUUGUUAGUGAAUUAUAUUGUAUUGUCAUUGAAAAGAUUCCUUAUUUAAGUCAAUUACGUGUUUAGAUGUAGCACACAAGUAGUCGUGUACGAAGGAAUGUGGUGAGCGCCCAAAUCAUCAGCAAUGGUGAAUCAUAUUUGUUUAUCUCGUAAGGCUUAUAAAGCAUUUAUUAUGUAUAUAGAUCAGAGUCUAUUAUCAUAAUAUAUUUUACUGUUUAUAUCCCGUCUGUUUUGGUGAAUUAUUAUUAUAUUAUUAACAUAAUGUUCUUGAAACUAUUUACAAAAGACAAAACGUAAUUAGAAUUAUACGUUGUUAGAAAUCGUGGAUGCUUGGCGUACUUAGAUUUUAGAUGAGACAUGUAUAAAAUGUUAUAUGACUAUUUAAAUUUAUUAUAUCGAUGUUAAAUGUGUUUAGUGGGUGAUUAACAUUUAAUAUCAGUUUUUACAGCUUACGUAAAUGCGAGGAGUAUUUAGCAAUCGGCCUAAAUUAGCUGAUCUAAAGUAUGCUGUUCUUGAAAUCAGAAUAUAGUGUAAAUACUACACGUCUGGCUGCUAUCACUCCAGUGUCUAGCUAUAUAGCUCUGGACAGAGAAAAAAAUUAAUAUAAAUUUUAUGAAUAACCGAUUUAAGGAAUGUAUUGGUUUCCCCACCGUAUAAAGUCAAAGUGGGUGUUACUCUAAUGCAUUCGUUGAUGGACUUUGGUUACCAUUUAUCACCGGACGGACUGUGCGCUCGUUACCCUGAUAUAGCCUACAUCAAGAUCUAAUCACAGCAUACGCAUAGUGUACACCUAUGUACCUACUAGGCCGCGAACACGUCAUUUUGUCAAGAGCAACAUACAUUCUGACGAGUUUUUGAGUGCGCGUAUUGUUGAGAUUCAACAGCAUUAAGGGAUAUUAUUUAAAAGUCAGCUGUUUAGGUACGCCCUCGAUAAGUGCGUACACGUGCGCGCGAUAACACCGGUCCUUUUACGAUAUAUAUGAGACACUGAGCCCAAAUCAAUGAUGAAGCCAAGUUGGCAUCAAUGGGCUCCUAAAAUCACUUAAUAUCACUCCGCGAGCUUGUGUACCUAUCUAUAGCAACAAAAAGAAAGUUAUUUCAAUAUCAUUAAUAGCUUCGUGUCUUACUGCAUCUGAUGUAGUGCAGCAUAGCGCAUCCAUAGGCUAACACAAGCGUUGAAGCGUUUUGUAUGGCAUAAGCUAUAAUCUAAGCUAUGUUUAGCUAACAUAAGCUAACAUUCGUUUUCCUGUGCAUGCUUACGAUUCGGUUCGUAGCAUUCCCAUGCGGCUAGUCAGCCUUUAGUCGACAAAAUAUAUGUCAAAACUAGUCAAAGGAAUAAGUAUAGAAAACUGAUAUAUAAAUGUUGAUAAUAUUAUUAUAAAAAUCUGUGUGUUGGUGUUUCAAGUUCUGUCCGUAUUUAUUGUAUUUUUGUCUUGAUAAAUAUUCUAAUUAUUACUGCUAAUGAAUUUACAUAAAAACGAGUCUUAAAAAGAUUUGUCGUGUUUCGGUUUUAUAAUGUCGAAUAAAUCUUGAAGACGACUUAUUCAGAUUGAAUUUCUAGAUUGAACUUCCUGCUGUUUUUAGUAAGCAUAUUCUGGAAUUCAAAAAUGGAACCUUCUAUUAUAUAAUGUCUAAUAUUAUAUCUAUUAUAUCUAAUGAUUAUAUAAUUCUCAACAUUUGUAUAGUUGGACAAAAGUCUGUUGUAUUUACAACUGUGACGAAUAUAAUUUUGGUUUUUAAAAUUAUUUAAAAACAAAAACCUUAAAAGUUACGUAAGCUUUGGGUAAAAAAAGCUAUAUUCAAGCUUUUGUAACGAAACGAAACAUAUCAUAAAGAGGAUUUAAACUAAAUAAUAUACUAUAUAAUUAUAUAUAGCUUUUGAAUUAUUUAUUGAUGUAUUUAACGAAUUUUAGAAACUUAUAUAUUUAUAAAUCUACAUACCUACUUAAUCUAAAGACGAAUUGGUCCCUUUCUCGCUUGUUGGAGCGAAAAUGAAAGAAUCAUAUCAAAGUUAAUAUAAUUUGCUUAAUGUACAAUAUCAUUUUUAGAACACUGUAAAGUAAGAGGUUUGUCAUAAACGAUUUUAACAUGAACUAUUUGUACAUAAAAUAUUAAAUAUAAAUAUAAUAUGAUGCUCGGUUAAUAAGAUGAAAAGUCAACUAAAUAAGAAAGAAAAUUGCAGCGUUAAAUUCCUAAAGUCAUUAUCACAUUAUUGGUUAUAAAGAGUUCGAAAAGCACUGGAAAAUCAUCACCUUAAUAUCUCAAUGUUCUUAUAACUUGGACGAUAUUAAUUAUUAGUUAAGGCUAUGCUUUUGUAAGGCCCCUAAAUGCGAACAUGAGAAAUUGGAAGCUGCGGUAAACAAUCUAACUAUACUUGAGACCUUAGAACUUAUAUCUCAAGGUGGGUGGCUCAUUUACGUCGUGGAUGUCUAUGGGCUCCAGUAACCACUUAACACCAGGUGGACUGUGAGCUCGUCCACUCACCUAAACAAUAAAAAAAAAAACUCACUCGAACACAGGACACAUUCCAGCUUUACGCUUUCCCAAAAAUAAUAUUGUACAUUCAUACUUUUGUGAUAAAUAGAACUUCGUAUGAACUAAGCCGUACUAAGACUAUGUAACGAAACAUAUCAUCUGUGUGAUUUUAUCUUAGCGUUUUAGCGGUAUAUAAACAUGUUAUAUGUAACUAGAUAUAGGCAUUGUUGUUGUUCUAAUGUAAUGCUUUUUAAUAUAUUGCGGGAUGUAUGCUUAGUGCCGAGAGAGUUUCUGGCAUUAGCUUGAGAUUGAUGGUAGGUGGUAGCAUUUGUAAGGGAUUUGUCGGUGGCGCUGUCUACUUACCAUUAUAUACUCCGACUGCUCGUUUAGUUUUGAUAACAGCUAGAAAGACACAGGUUCGAGAUUCGGCACAAAACAUCUCAAUACUUCUGAAUGCCAAGGGUAGUCGCCAAUUAAAAUUCACUGCUUGUUAUAAAUAUUAGUUGGUUUGGUUACUGGAUAGCGAGUGUGUUUGAACGGUCCAUAUUAUUAUGUACAUCAUUAUGUUACCAACUUUAGAUCGAGUUUAUUUUUAUAUUAUGUGUAUUUUUAACUACGAUAUAUCAGAAAGCAUUACAAUCACUUUAGCAGUAGAUAAAUGUACCAACUUUCGACCUAUUCCUAGUUCUUGUUGAAUAUUUCGAAGGAUAUCGUGUAAUUAAAUGUGUAAUGUUGUGAAAUGCGUUGUGCGAGCAACGUUAAUAAUAAAACUUAUAGCGUGUU